GGUUACUGAACUCAACCAUAAUACAGAAGUCAUGAAUUAAAAACAAAAGGCAUGAUGAGCUUGGGCAAACCUCAAGAUAACAUGGGCAGAAAAAAACAGAGGAAAGAUGAUCCUCAAGUCCUAAUGUUUUGUUAGGUAGUAUAAGCUCCUUGUGCCAUCUCUCCCAAGAUUGCGUCCACCAGUGAUGCGUGGACAAGUGGAGAAUCUCCUUGUGCCAGCUUGGACUCUCUCACCCCUUUCUUUGCCUUGUUGCUUUGGUUGGACAGCCUACACUUACCACAUUCCUAUGCCAAAGCAUCCUCCUCCUAUAUAAGUAUAUAUGCACAAACAGACACCAGAGCAGAGGCACAAUUCAGCGGAAGCUCCACACAUCCAGCUGCAAUUGCCUCUUGAAGAAUACCACUACUACCACCAACAUCGGCAAUAUCAACAAACAAGAACAAGAACCAAGGAGGAGUUGAAGCUUGAGCUCCCAUUCUUGCGGCGGCUGCAAGGAUGGGCGUCGUUGUUGGCGAGUGGCGGCGGGGGCCAGUCAUUGGCCGCGGCGCGUCGGCGACAGUGUCGAUCGCCACGGACGCCCUCACGGGCGAGGCGUUCGCGGUGAAGUCGGUGGGGAUCGCGCUCGCGGGCGCCCUGCGGCGGGAGCAGAGCGUGCUCUCGGCCCUGAGCUCGCCGUACGUCGUCUCCUGCGUGGGCUCCUCCGGUGCGUCGGAUGAUGGGAGGAGCUACGAGCUGUUCCUGGAGCUCGCGCCGGGCGGGUCCCUGGCGGACGAGAUGAAGCGGUGCGGCGGGCGGUGCGAGGAAGCCCUGGUCGCGUCGCGGGCCGGCGACGUCCUGCGCGGGCUGGCUCACGUCCACGGCGCCGGGAUCGCGCACUGCGACGUCAAGGCCCGGAACGUGCUCCUGGGCGCCGACGGCCGCGCCAAGCUCGCGGACUUCGGGUGCGCGCGCUGGACGACCAAGGCCAAGGAAGACGGCAUCGGCAAUGCCAUCAUGGGCACGCCGAUGUUCAUGUCCCCCGAGGCCGCGCGCGGCGAGGCGCAGGGCGCGGCCGCGGACAUCUGGGCGCUCGGGUGCACGGUCAUCGAGAUGGCCACGGGCGGCGCGCCGUGGCGGUUCAGCAGCCCCGUCGCGGCGCUCCACCACGUGGCGCACUCGGGGGACGUCCCCGAGGCCCCCUCGUGGUUCUCGGAGCAAGGGAAGGACUUCCUCGCCAGGUGUUUGGUCAGAGACCCGGCCCAGCGGUGGACCGCGGAGCAGCUGCUGGAGCACCCCUUCGUGGCCGCCGUCACAUCCUCAUCCAAAGCCGCGCCGAUCGCGCACUGGGUCUCGCCCAAGAGCGUGCUCGAUCAAGACAUCUGGGAGGAUUCCUCGUCCACGGACUCUGGCGACGACACAACGGUGGUGCCGCCCGCCGAUCGCGUACGCGCACUGGCUUCCGUCGAGUGCUCGCCUGACUGCUGGACGUGGAGCGGCGAGGAAUGGAUCACCGUCUGUGGCGGCCUCACCGACACCGACAGCAACACCGCGCUCUCGCUAACACCCGAAGCGGACACGAUGGAGGCCGCGGGCAGCAGCAAUGGCGACGAUGAGCAAGUCCCGUCCGCCGCCGGCGACGCGGGCGUUGACGCACCGCGCGGCCAAGGCUCGUCACAUGGCAGUUCAUCAUCAGCAUCAGCAGAGGACGGCGCGGGUUCGAGCUGUACGGCCUCGUGCCGCUGUAGAAACGGCGUGAUUAGCAGCUGUAACAGCGAUGAUGAUGGUUGUAAAAAGUUUGGGAAUGGAUGGCAUUUGUCGGUUCACUUUAACUCGUCCUCGUCCGACCUGGCAUUUACUUUCGCGCGUGCUUGUUUCGCGUUUCACCUUUCCUCCUCGCGGCGACCUUUUUCGUCACGUGACAGGCGUGAGCCGUGA
This is a messenger RNA of Brachypodium distachyon (stiff brome), 1914 nucleotides long. Its product is annotated as mitogen-activated protein kinase kinase kinase 18. NCBI's taxonomy places the organism in Eukaryota, Viridiplantae, Streptophyta, Magnoliopsida, Poales, Poaceae. Gene Ontology annotation, molecular function: ATP binding; protein kinase activity. Bases 496 to 1914 code for a protein of 472 amino acids. The record is from RefSeq and is a predicted model, not a curated record. Gene Ontology annotation, biological process: protein phosphorylation. The transcript has a single exon.